AUGCUGCUCAUUGAUGUAGCGAUUGGGCUGGGGUUUUGCUGGCUGUGCGUCAUACUUCUCAACCAGUGCCUCUCGCCCAAGCGGUCGCUGCUGGUGAACAUUCCCGGCCCGCCGCCCCUGCCCGUCGUUGGAAACGUGCUGGAAAUGAUGGGCGACCCUCUCGUCGCCUUCGCCCAGUACCGCAAGACGUAUGGACCCAUUUUCAAGUACUACUACUUCACCGACCCUGUGGUGGUGAUCUCCGACCCGGCGUUCGUGAAGACGGUGCUGAACACGAACAGCAGCCACUUUGACAAGGAUCGCGAUCCGGUCAUCACCGCCGUCAUCGGCCACGGCCUGCUGCUGGCCAACGGCGAGCCCUGGAAGCGGCAGCGCAAGAUCAUGCGGAUGGUGCCUUGCUUCGUCGAAGUGACCCGCACGCUGCUCAACAUUUGGAAGGAACUGCCGCCCGAGCCCAUUAACCUGCACAUCUACAUGACCAAGGUCACACUCGACGUUAUUGGGAUCUCGGGCUUCGGCUAUGCGUUCAAUUCGCUGCAGGACAGCCAGGGGCUGCUCCCAACGGCGGUGUCCACGAUCCUGCUGCAGACCGAAGAGCGAAUCUUCCAGACCGCGUCGUGGUGGAAAAUUCCCUUCCUCCCGUCUUCGAGGCGCUUCAAUCACGCCAAGGCAGUGCUUCUGGGCGAGAUCCGAGCUAUGAUCAAGAUGCGCAAGGAGAGUGAUGAGGACCUCCAAAACGCCAAGGAUCUCUUAGGCCGGCUGCUUGCUGCCGAAGACCCGGACACGCACGAAAGGCUCGACGAGAACCAAUUGGCGGACGAACUCAUCACCUUCCUCAUUGCCGGCCAUGAAACGACGGCCGCUUCGCUGGCGUUCACCUGUUAUCUUCUGUCCCAACACCCCGACGUCGAACAGAAAGUCAUCGACGAGAUCGAUGAGAUCAUUGGCACGGGCGAGCCGACCUACGAUGACAUCCAGAAGCUCAAGUACCUUCCCAUGGUCAUGAAGGAAAGCAUGCGACUCUUCCCGUCCGUGUCCAUGCAAACGACGCGCAUCACCAACCAGGACACUUCGCUCGAGAAGGAUGGCCUGGUCUACCACUUGCCCAAAGGGACCUAUGUCGAGGUGUGGCCGUGGCUGCUGCACCGAGCUGACGAUCUGUGGGACGACCCGCUCACCUUCAACCCCGAGAGAUUCGCUUCCGGCAGCUUCAGUUACAAAUACACGCCUUUCGGUGAAGGGCCGAGGAACUGCAUCGGCCAAAAUUUGGCGUUGAUGGAGUCCAAGGUCGUCUUGGUCAUGAUCUAUCAGCACUACAGGCUGCGACUGGGACCGGGUGCCGAGAUGAAGCCACAGCUCAGCAUCACGCUCCGGCCAGCGGGUCUUCUGAUGCAGCUCAUCCCGCGUCGGCCCGACGAAAAGAAGAAGUGCUUCAAGCUCCUCUGA
Molecule: messenger RNA, 1446 nt
Organism: Acanthamoeba castellanii str. Neff
Lineage: Eukaryota; Discosea; Longamoebia; Acanthamoebidae
Product: cytochrome p450 superfamily protein
Exons: 13
Coding region: 1-1446 (481 amino acids)
Molecular function (GO): heme binding; iron ion binding; oxidoreductase activity, acting on paired donors, with incorporation or reduction of molecular oxygen
Source: RefSeq, a predicted model, not a curated record